Messenger RNA from Acanthaster planci (crown-of-thorns starfish), 2710 nucleotides. RefSeq names its product protein maelstrom homolog. Gene Ontology annotation, biological process: regulation of miRNA-mediated gene silencing; negative regulation of DNA-templated transcription; spermatogenesis. Gene Ontology annotation, cellular component: P granule; nucleus. Lineage: Eukaryota; Metazoa; Echinodermata; Asteroidea; Valvatida; Acanthasteridae. The record is from RefSeq and is a predicted model, not a curated record. Gene Ontology annotation, molecular function: sequence-specific DNA binding.
GUUAUUGCUACAUGUACUUGGCAAAAGGAUAUCACUUCCAAGUACAUGUAGCAGUGACAAUGAAAGCUCAUGUAACUUGGGAAACUUGCACACUAGGGGGAGCUUGUUGCUUCAUCGUAGGAGAGGGUCUACUUAGCCUACCCCUAGAACUGGGGGAUUGUUUAUUUGGGGACCCUCUUCCUGUAAUAGGGGAACUUUGGAAGUGACCUUGGUAGAUGACUGUGACAUGUAUGACAUCAUGCUUAAUAACUGUAGGGUUAAUGUUGUUAAAAAAGGGUAGGGUUUGAGUUUUAAGGGGAAACUAUGAGUGUUUUAACACAUGACACAUGGUGAAUGAAUUCAAAUUUACAUGGUUAGUUUAUCCAUGGUUUAUCAGUAAAAAGUUCCACACCAACAGCUACCAUCAUGGUCAUAUCUUGCAGGCCCGAAGCACGCACAUAAUUUUUUCCCAGACUUGUGACAUGCGUGUAUAUCUUCUAUUGGCAGUAAUAAUCACCAGCCAUUUUUAGAAAGGAUACAACGGACGGCAACACGACGGUGCCAUGACAUGAUGGCACGAUGCAAAGCAAUUUUGUUGGCUACAGAACACCAUACUAUUUACAUACAGUGUUGUAGUCGAGUCACCAAUGUCGAGUCCCGAGUCCAAGUCUCGAGACACAAACCUGGAUUUUGAGUCUCAAGUCACAAACCUCGAGUCCAAGUCACAAGUCAUGAUCAAGUUGUUCAGCCAAUUAUUCUCUAAGUAUAUCAAGCCAUGGAGGACAUCCAUGAUCAAAAUUGAGCUUUCAGAUGAAGAGAAGCUCAGGUAUACUUCCCGUGCCAAGACAUACAGUGAGGAGCAGAAAUACGCAGACCCAGACACUGGCAAGAUGGACUGCACUGGACAGCUGAUCAGUGAGCGGGUGGAUCGUAUGGCCCUGAACGAGACCAGGCGAUCCAAAGAGCGGAGACAAAUGAUUGAGAAAUGGCCAUCAGGGCAUUCUGUUUGCAUGGAGACAUUCUACAUGUUGGCCUUUGAGACGCUGUGCGAGCUACCCGAUGACCUGGGCUACCUGCCGUGUGAGGUCGCCUGCGUGUCGUACAGCCUGUACUCGGGAAUCAUUGAUGUUUUUCACAAGUUCAUUGAGCCAGGCAGGCUGCCGGUUGGAUAUCGCUACCAGUGUCAGCGCAAGAGUGACUAUUUGCAGUUACAGAGACGAAACGAAGUAGAAGGGUGUUUGCGAUGGCUCUCUGAUAGAGCAGGUGUCCCCAACAGGCUGGGCAAGGUCUACGAAAUGGAGGUCUUGCUCUGUGAGUUGUUCGUCCAUGGGGGCGCCAAACCACCAUCCCACUCGGGCUGCACAAACCUGCUGACGACUUCCACCUUUGACUAUGAAGCAGAUACACGAUGCAAGUACCACGAAGAAAAUGAAGUGACAGUAGACAACUGUGCUUUGGGAAAAGCCAAGAAGAACUGCUUCUGUUUGAGUGAUGCCCUGGCCUCCAUCUACAACAUAGAGCUGACGUCCAGCCACCUCCCUGAACGCCAGGAUGUCUCCACGUACCUGGUGAUCCCGCCCCCCGUCUACGGCAUCCAGUUCUCCAACGCCAAGCCCAAGCCCAAACCGCCCCAGAACCCAUCCACCAGAGGCAGAGGCCUGGAGGUGGACCACAGGCGCAGGGAGCCGGCGGUCGGUGCCCAUCCCACGGACCGUUCAGACGAGCGUUUACAGAAACCUGUGCACAAGCCAGUCAUCCAGGAAGAACCAGUGAGGAGACCAACAUCCUUAGGUGUGAGUGGUGGCAUGCUAGCCGCCAAGCAGGUGCAGCCCAUGAAGGACCGAGAGAUGGGAACCAAAAUGGCAAUGCUGCAACCGAGGGCUGGUGCUCCAUCAAAGUUUGCUCUUCCAGCAUCUGCCCCUCCUCCCUCCUCUCUACCUCUCCCUGGGGCAUCAUGGCAGGGCUCGGCGAAAGUGUUCUCUGGCCCAGAUGAUCUCUCCAGUGAUAUGACGAACAGGUGUCAAGUGGCGCCCCCUUUUAGCUUGGGACGGGGACUAGGGCGGAGUCUGGGACGUGGGAAGCCCUUGUCAUAAACCCACUCUGGCUGCCCGGAGGGGAGACUGGAAGACCCUAUGGGCCCCUCCUGUUAUCUGAGGAGGAAGGGUGGCUAUGUGAUUUAUUCACGAUAGCCAUGGGGGACCAAGGACAUUCGGCUGGCAGUCGUGCCAGCCGGUCCCCACCUUACUUCAACUGAUGGACAGUGCCGAUAACAAUCUCAGCUACUGCUAGUGCCUCCACUGCUCCCCGUUUACGCACUGUGGAACGAAGAACUGUUCCUUUCUUAUUCUGUUCUUAAUUCUUUGCAUGUGUAAAGCCCAUAACCUUGGAAGUCAGUAAGUCUAUUUGGACUGGUUGUCUGAAAGAGAAGAAAUGAGUUUAUAAAGUAGCCCAUUUUUAGAAGUGUUUAGAUUUUUUAGUAUAUGAUUGAGCCUGUUCUUUAGAAAACGUGUUAUCUGUGAUGUGGUAGAACCUAAAUAUGCCCUUCCCGUUAAACUCAUAUAGUAUUUGCAUAUUUUGAUAUAUUUUGUAAGAAUCACACAUUGCUGCAAUGUUGGUACACGCCACGGAGUGUGCCAUAAAGUAUGACCCAUGAGCUGGAACAAGAGAGGGCGCAAUUUUCCUAGCAACGGAGGCUCCUUCGGCGGGAACUGCACUUCGCUGGUUCAUAAAU